ACCUUCAGAAACAUGCAGCGCCGGCACACGACACUGCGGGAAAAGGGCCGCCGCCAGGCCAUCCGGGGUCCUGCCUACAUGUUCAACGAGAAGGGCACCAGCCUGACACCCGAGGAGGAGCGCUUCCUGGACUCGGCCGAGUAUGGCAACAUCCCCGUGGUCAGGAAAAUGCUGGAGGAGUCCAAGACCCUCAACUUCAACUGCGUGGACUACAUGGGGCAAAACGCGCUGCAGCUGGCUGUGGGCAACGAGCACCUGGAGGUCACGGAGCUGCUGCUCAAGAAGGACAACCUGGCGCGGGUGGGGGAUGCGCUGCUGCUGGCCAUCAGCAAGGGCUACGUGCGCAUCGUGGAGGCCAUCCUCAACCACCCGGCCUUCGCCCAGGGCCAGCGCCUGACUCUCAGCCCGCUGGAGCAGGAGCUGCGCGACGAUGACUUCUAUGCCUACGACGAGGACGGCACGCGCUUCUCCCACGACAUCACGCCCAUCAUCCUGGCGGCGCACUGCCAGGAGUAUGAGAUCGUGCACAUCCUCCUGCUCAAGGGCGCCCGCAUCGAGCGGCCGCACGACUACUUCUGCAAGUGCAACGAGUGCACCGAGAAGCAGCGGAAGGACUCAUUCAGCCACUCGCGCUCCCGCAUGAAUGCCUACAAGGGACUGGCAAGCGCUGCCUACCUGUCUCUGUCCAGUGAAGACCCUGUCCUCACCGCGCUGGAGCUAAGCAACGAAUUGGCCAGACUAGCCAACAUUGAGACUGAAUUCAAGAACGAUUACAGGAAGUUAUCUAUGCAAUGCAAGGAUUUUGUGGUGGGCGUGCUGGACCUAUGCCGAGACACGGAAGAGGUGGAAGCGAUUUUAAAUGGUGAUGUGAACUUCCAAGUCUGGUCCGACCACCACCGUCCAAGUCUGAGCCGGAUCAAACUCGCCAUUAAAUAUGAAGUCAAGAAGUUCGUUGCUCAUCCUAACUGUCAGCAGCAAUUGCUUACCAUGUGGUAUGAAAAUCUCUCAGGCUUACGUCAACAGUCUAUCGCUGUGAAAUUCCUGGCUGUCUUUGGAGUCUCCCUAGGCCUCCCUUUUCUCGCCAUAGCCUAUUGGAUUGCUCCGUGCAGCAAGCUAGGAAGAACCCUGAGGAGCCCCUUCAUGAAAUUUGUAGCCCAUGCAGUUUCUUUUACAAUCUUUUUGGGAUUGUUAGUUGUGAAUGCAUCAGACCGCUUUGAAGGCGUUAAAAACCUGCCCAACGAAACCUUCACAGACUACCCGAAACAGAUCUUCAGAGUGAAAACCACACAAUUCUCCUGGACAGAAAUGCUCAUCAUGAAGUGGGUCUUAGUGCACUCUGGCAGCCAAAAUGGUGAGCAGAUGACCAACAAAGAAGCCAGAAUCAACUUCUAUAUAUGCUGGGUUGAAGAAAGUUUUAAAACCUUGUUUUGGUCCAUCUUUGGCUUGUCUGAAGUGAUCUCGGUGGUGCUGAAAUACGAUCACAAGUUCAUCGAGAACAUCGGCUACGUGCUCUACGGUGUUUAUAACGUCACCAUGGUGGUAGUGCUUCUCAAUAUGCUGAUAGCCAUGAUCAACAACUCCUAUCAGGAAAUUGAGGAGGAUGCAGAUGUGGAGUGGAAAUUUGCCCGAGCCAAGCUCUGGCUGUCUUACUUUGAUGAAGGAAGAACUCUUCCUGCUCCUUUCAAUCUAGUGCCAAGUCCUAAAUCAUUUUAUUAUCUCAUAAUGAGAAUCAAGAUGUGCCUCAUAAAACUCUGUAAAUCCAAGGCCAAAAGCUGUGAAAAUGACCUUGAAAUGGGCAUGCUGAAUUCCAAAUUCAGGAAGACUCGCUACCAGGCUGGCAUGAGGAAUUCUGAAAACCUGACAGCAAAUAACAGUUUCAGCAAGCCCACCCGAUACCAGAAAAUCAUGAAGCGGCUCAUAAAAAGAUACGUCCUGAAGGCCCAGGUGGAUAGAGAAAGUGACGAGGUCAACGAAGGUGAACUGAAGGAAAUCAAGCAAGAUAUCUCCAGCCUGCGCUAUGAGCUUCUGGAAGAGAAAUCUCAAGCUACCGGGGAGCUGGCAGACCUGAUCCAACAGCUCAGUGAGAAAUUUGGAAAGAACUUAAACAAAGACCACCUGAGGGUAAACAAGGGCAAAGACAUUUAG
Molecule: messenger RNA, 2145 nt
Organism: Leptonychotes weddellii (Weddell seal)
Lineage: Eukaryota; Metazoa; Chordata; Mammalia; Carnivora; Phocidae
Source: RefSeq, a predicted model, not a curated record